This is a messenger RNA of Panicum virgatum (switchgrass), 905 nucleotides long. RefSeq names its product SKP1-like protein 14. The record is from RefSeq and is a predicted model, not a curated record. Gene Ontology annotation, molecular function: cullin family protein binding. Gene Ontology annotation, cellular component: cytoplasm; nucleus. NCBI's taxonomy places the organism in Eukaryota, Viridiplantae, Streptophyta, Magnoliopsida, Poales, Poaceae. Gene Ontology annotation, biological process: SCF-dependent proteasomal ubiquitin-dependent protein catabolic process. The coding region runs from base 78 to 581 and encodes 167 amino acids. The transcript has a single exon.
AAGAAUCGCGGCAGCCUAGCUCGAGUCCGUUGCAGCAGCCAACGUCUCGCCUGUUGACGAGAAGACCUACCCCAACGAUGUCAUCGGCCGAGCCGGAGAGCCCCGCCGCCGUGACGAUGGGCACCACGUCGGAGGAGGAAGAAGAGAAGGUCGUGCUGCGCUGCUGCGACGGGGAGGAGUUCGCGGUGGCGGUGUCCGUCGCGAGGAAGUACGGGACGAUCAGCAACAUGAUCGACGACGGCUGCGUGGAGGGCGGCGUCCCGCUGCCGAACGUCAAGGCCCCGGCCAUGUCCAUGGUGCUCGAGUGCCUCAACAGGGAGCAUGGCGCCGCGGCGGAGGAGGCCAAGAGGGCGUUCGAGAAGGCCUUCUUCGAGAAGAUGGCGAAGGAGGCGCUGUUCGAGGUGACCCUGGCGGCCAACUACCUCCACGCGGAGGAGCUGCUGGACGCGGCGAUGCAGUGCGCCGCCGGCAGGAUCAGGGGGAAGACGGUGCCGGAGCUCCGGGAGUACUUCGGCAUCGAGAACGACUUCACGCCGGAGGAGGAAGAGAUCAGGAAGGAGAACCCCUGGGCGUUCGACUGAUCGAUUUGAUAAUUAGUAGACUCAGGAAUUUAGGUGUUCUUUUUUCAUCGUAUAGUAUGUCCCUUUCUGCUAGGGAUAGUCCUAAAAUUUUUCUUGAUUUCGUGCUCAAAUAGUUCUUGAAUUCCAAUCCCUGACUACGGUGAAGGGUUAGCCGGUUAAGGACGGAGUAUGUAAAUAACUUUUGAUUUCAGAAUUAAUGCCCGGGAUGAUGUUCCUUGUAAUUGGUAGGAUCUUCUUUGAGCUUGCACCAAUGUUACUAGUUCCCAUAUAACUAACCAAUGUGUUAGAUACAUUGGGUUAAAAUUAGCCGUCUCUUUUUCUCUA